UUUGAAUGUUGACUCUUUUAGCAUGAAGCUGCUCAUACAGCUUUCAAGGAUGCUCGAAAAGAGAUGGACAACAUAUUGGGGAAAACUGAAACUAUGACUGCAGCCAUUAAAGAUAAGCAAAUUGAUCUGGAAAAGAAAAAGCUUGAAGCAUUGGAAGCACGCAAAUUGGAACAGGAAUGCAUCAAAGAACAAGAAACACUGAUUCCUCUUGAACAAGCAGCAACAGGGAAGUUUGUUGAACUAAAGUCGGUGCUCGGUUCUGAGAAGAGCCAGAGAUCAGUUUUAAAAGCAAUUUUGCAGGCUAAAGAAUCCAAGCAAAUUGAGGGAAUAUAUGGCAGAAUGGGUGAUAUGGGGGCAAAGUAUGAUGUUGCCAUCUCAACUGCAUGUGUUGGACUUGAUUAUAUUGUGGUGGAAACCAAUGCUGCAGCACAAUCAUGUGUUGAACUACUCCGUAGGGAGCGGCUUGGACCGCUUGGUAUUGCGACAUUCAUGAUUCUGGAUGAAAGAAUGAAACUUGCUUUCUAUGCUUCCCUGGGAAACACAAUUGUAGGGAAGGAUCUUGAUCAGGCAACACCUAUAGCAUAUGGUGGAAAUAAGAGUUUCGAAGUGUGGCUUGAUGGUGCCCUUAUCGAAAGACCUGGCACCAUGAGUGGUGGAGGAAGCAAGCGGCGUGGUGGUAAGAUGGGGACAUCUAUUAGAGCCAACAGCGUGUCUAGAGAAACUGCUUCGGAUCUGCAGAAUAAAUUAGAAAAUGCUGGCGGUGAAAGGUUGAAAACACAGAAGUCUAAGGUUGAAAAGAUAGAAUCUGAUAUUGACAAGAGCAGCGUAGAGAUCAACCGUCAAAAGGUUCAAAUAGAGACGGGCGAGAAAAUGGUGAAGAAAUUAACAAAGGGGAUUGUGGAGUACUCAAAGGAGGAGAAAGAACGAAUCAUUGAGGGGAAGGAUAAGAUGCAUGGCAUGUUCAAAGAAAUAGAGCAGAAGCGUUUACAGUUCAAGAGAACUAGAAAGUGCAGAAGACGAUCACGCUUGGGGGAGAUGCAGAACUUGAACUAG
This is a messenger RNA of Hibiscus syriacus, 1053 nucleotides long. RefSeq names its product structural maintenance of chromosomes protein 4-like. Gene Ontology annotation, cellular component: chromosome. The coding region runs from base 64 to 1053 and encodes 329 amino acids. NCBI's taxonomy places the organism in Eukaryota, Viridiplantae, Streptophyta, Magnoliopsida, Malvales, Malvaceae. The record is from RefSeq and is a predicted model, not a curated record. Gene Ontology annotation, molecular function: ATP binding; protein binding. Gene Ontology annotation, biological process: mitotic chromosome condensation. The transcript has 8 exons.